GCAUAUGUCAUGGCUGCUACAAUCUCAUCAACUGAUGCGCAUAAGAUCCAACGGCAUAAUGUCGGCAACACCUAUAUGAUUACCGACUUACCCGAGGACAUUCUUCUUCAUAUUCUUUCUUUACUUCCUACCAAAGAUGCCGUAAGAACUUCCGUAUUAUCAAACAGGUGGAGGCACUUGUGGACUUACUUAACUGUCUUUCAUUUUGAUACUGGUCUAUAUGAGUCAAACCAUCCAAAUUCGAAAAACACUGCAAAUUGUCUCUUAGAUCUAGUUGGAAGACUACUGCGCAAAUCUAAUCACGUAGAAAGGCUCGGCGUUGAAAUUCUUGAAACUGUUGUUGACAGAAACAAAGUUCAUUCUUUAAUAUCUUCUGCUGCAAAGCAUAGAGUCCAAUAUCUUGAACUUUCUCUAGGUGAUCGAAAUGAUAAGUUUGUGUUACCCCGUAGUUUCUCAACUUUCCAGUCAUUGAGUGAACUACAUUUAGGGCUCAUGUUCACUCUACAUAUUCCUAGUGGUAUUCGUUUCCCUAACUUGAAGAAAUUAGUUGUUUCCGAUGUUACCUUUUCGAAUGAGAACUCAGUUCAACAACUCUUCUCUGGGUGCCCUAUCUUACAGGAGUUGGACUUAUGUAAUUGUUAUUGGAAGAGCAUAGAGCAUAUCAAUGUUGCAAUUUCCACAUUAGGGAAGUUGACAAUCGAAUUUGACGAUUUUAGUGUAAAUUAUGAUCAUGAUAUGACACUAACGAUUGAUGCUGAGAAUCUUUUAUCUUUAACCUGCGACUGUAAUCCUGCAAUAGAAAUCAUCCCUGUUAACCUCACCUCCAUUGUCGAUGCACUUAUUGAUAUUGGAUAUGACAAUGACGAUACACCUACAUAUGAUGUUGCUGACUGUUCAUAUGAUCUAUUGAGCGGACUUGGUAGUGUCAAGUUUCUCUAUGUACACCAUGAUACUCUUGAGUGUCUUUACUAUACAGAGGAUAAUCUCCAUCUCCUUCCUACAUUUCACCAUUUGACACAUCUUGUUGUGGAUUCUGAGAGUCCCGAGUAUACUAAUGAAGUAUUAAUGGACAUUCUCCGAAAGACUCCUAAACUAGAAUUUCUCGAGAUACCUGGGGUGGUACUUAACUAUCUGGAUGGUGAAGAUCAGAUAUUGAACUCACUGCCUUGCUGUUUCAACACUUCUCUCAGUAGUUUAUGCUUUUUAUAUUUUUAUGGAGAUGAAUAUGAAAUCAAAUUCGUCAAGUUUAUCUUAGAAAAUGCCCCACAUUUAGUCGAGAUGAACAUACACUGUUCAAGACAUUUACUAGCUGAUACAGAGAAGGUGACUGCUAUCCGGGACCAAUUGGAAGAUGUAGGCCUUGAAAGUUGUGUCAUCAAGUUUCUUAACCACGACUACGAAGACUCUGAUGAUGAUGAUGAUGAUGAACCUGACAAGGAUGAAGCUAGAUAUCAACUUCAGACUUUCUCUUUAAUGAUUUGUUUGUUCACUGUUCCAGUGAUAAUGAUUUUAUUGCUACUUUUCUUCUAG
Messenger RNA from Vicia villosa (hairy vetch), 1530 nucleotides. Its product is annotated as F-box protein At4g22280-like. Gene Ontology annotation, molecular function: protein binding. The record is from RefSeq and is a predicted model, not a curated record. The transcript is spliced from 4 exons. NCBI's taxonomy places the organism in Eukaryota, Viridiplantae, Streptophyta, Magnoliopsida, Fabales, Fabaceae. Bases 10 to 1530 code for a protein of 506 amino acids.